Quercus lobata is the source of this 2016-nucleotide messenger RNA. RefSeq lists its product as uncharacterized. The coding region runs from base 1 to 2016 and encodes 671 amino acids. The record is from RefSeq and is a predicted model, not a curated record. NCBI's taxonomy places the organism in Eukaryota, Viridiplantae, Streptophyta, Magnoliopsida, Fagales, Fagaceae. Gene Ontology annotation, molecular function: ADP binding. The transcript is spliced from 3 exons.
AUGACCAGUUUAGCUUGUGAAAUCACUUGGGUGCUGCAAUUGCUCAAGGAUUUGAAAAUUGAGCAUCCUAAAGCAGCUAUGUUGUUUUAUGAUAAUCAAGCAGCAUUAUACAUAGCUGCUAAUCCAGCCUUUCAUGAGAGGACUAAGUAUAUUGAGGUGGACUGGCACCUAGUAAGAGACAAGAUUAUGGAAGAGAGCACCCAUGGCCAUUUCACCAGCGUUUUCUAUUCGUUUAAUUUUUAUGUUCUUGAUUUCUUCAUACUCCUCAUUGUUCUCUUGUCUGCCCACAUCAUUAUCAUUUUGCUGAGUUAUAGAUCAUUUCAACGGUUGAAGAAGAGUUUCAAGAAGGUUAGCUGGGACUUCAAGCUCUUGGAUGCUCUCCUAAAAGAUGUAGAAGCUGUUUCAGAAUCAGGGAGAAAAAUAGAUGAGAAAGCCCACCAACUUGGGAAUUCCCAACUGAGAUCAGUAGCCACUGUACGACUAAAUGAUGCUACGAGAGGCUGGGUGGAUGCAACCAAAACUGUGGUUCGCAGUGUACAGGAUUGGAGAAAAACCUAUGAUGAACUGAGUGAAAGAGGAAAAUCCCUGAAAUGGAUUUACUUUGGUUUCCCGGAUUACAAAAAAAUUCAUCGCCUCCAGAAUGAAUUGGAUUUGUGCAGUUCUGAGAUAAAUGUUCAAAUUUGGAAGAUACACAGAGAACAAAUCUGUCAAUUUGUUGAGUCGUCAAGGUCUACUGUUAGAAGCCUGCAGGACAGACCAAUAGAGGAAGACAAGAGGAAGCCUUACCGAAAACAUGAAAAAAGUGCCUCUAUUGAAAAGAAAUUAAAAGUCCUGAUCAGUAAGACUCCAGAUUUACUGUCUGAAGAGCAAAAGAACGUAGCGUACACUAUCAACUUUCCACUGCAGCUACUGAUUGCUUUCCUGCAAGAUUUAGAAGGGCUUAUCUUGGAAGGUAAAAUCGAAGAGGCCUGGGUGGAGGAAGCGCAUGACACCAUCGACAAAAUACAACAUGAAAUUGAGAGGAAACAGAAAAUCACAACUCUAAUGAGCUGGCUUCCGUAUUUUGGUAAUUUGAUAACAAGGCGUAAGCUCAAGAGGAGUAUUUUGGGCAUGGGGAGUCGUCUCUUGCGUCUCUUUCAUAGAAAACAAGAGUUUGAUUUCACCUUUGUCAAAAGAUAUCAAUCACAAUCUGUCCACCUGUCUCCACAAAAGCAAACUCAGGCCACCACCCUUAAAAAGGAUAUUAUAGUUCUUCUUGACGACUUUAGCAACCAGCUCAAACAGGCGCCACCCGUUGCAACUUAUCAGCUCAAACAGCUAGAAAAACUUUUCCAUCAAGUGCAUCAAUUUAUCGAAGAAGCAAAUGUGGUUGAAGGCAUAGAGAAUUUAAAGAAUUCAAAAACGGCUUGGAAGGAUCAAAUGAAAACCAUUAUUAAAGACGUAAAUAAUUCCUUGUUCGCCUACAUACGAAUCUCAACCUCCAAAAGGAGCGACACUCAAAGCGAGACAGAUCCUUGGCAGAAGUUCUCUGCAGAACUCGGGGAAUUCCAGAAAGCCCCCAAACUUCUCGAGGCAAGGAUAAAGUUAUGUCGCAUUGAACUGAAGGAAGAGACAAACUUGGAGGUCGGCUUAGAAGAAGACAUACAUGAAGUAGUCACCCAACUGACCACCAAGAGGGACCGUUUCUCAACUCAUGCCAUUGUGGGGAUGAAAGGUAUCGGUAAGACAACUCUGGCAAAGAUGGUUUUGAAUAAUAAAAAUAUUCAGAACCGUUUUCAUUAUAGAUACUUGGUGUCUCUACCUGAUUCAGUGGACGACGACAAGAAUUUGCUCUUGAAAAGAUUAGGACAUGUCCUGUCGCCUCCUGAGGAUGGGAAGGUAAAAGAUUACUUGUUCAAGGAGGUGAAAGAUUUCUUGAAGGCUUGGAAGUACCUUCUAGUUCUGGACAAUAUCAUUGCUAGUCAUCCUCUUCCAGUUUUCUCUGAAUCUGAUCCAGUUGAGUUUGAAGAGAAGUAA